Messenger RNA from Lycium barbarum (goji berry), 1260 nucleotides. RefSeq lists its product as uncharacterized. The record is from RefSeq and is a predicted model, not a curated record. Gene Ontology annotation, biological process: DNA integration. Gene Ontology annotation, molecular function: nucleic acid binding. The transcript is spliced from 3 exons. NCBI's taxonomy places the organism in Eukaryota, Viridiplantae, Streptophyta, Magnoliopsida, Solanales, Solanaceae. The coding region runs from base 118 to 813 and encodes 231 amino acids.
UUGUAUCUAUUGCCACUAGGGUUUCUUCAACCCUAGCGCCGCCACCCUAUCCCCCCUCUCUCCUCCUGUCCCAUCACUAGUAUAGGCGUAGUAGUAGGUGUUUGUGGCAUAAAAAGGAUGAAGUAUUUAUUGCUUCAUCCUUAUUCACGAAUAUCCUUCACCAAAUCCAUCCAAACACGUCCUAAAGAUUGGGGUUUGGAAGAGCAAAGGUCUUCAAAUCCAUUCUUGUUCACGGCUGCGCUUAAAAACGAUUGUGAUCCAGUCAUUGUGGGUUGGGUCAUGACAGACUACUUCACUAAAUGGGUGGAAGCAACUUCUCACAAAUCAGUUACCAAGAAAGUCGUGGCUGACUUCAUCAAGAACAAUCUCAUACGCCACUUCGGCAUGCCCGGGUCCAUCAUAACAGACAAUGAAGCAAAUCUGAUGAAAGACAUCUGUGAACAAUUCAAGACAACUCAUACGAACUCUACCACCUACCGGCCACAUAUGAAUAGAGUCGUGGAGUCUGCCAACAAGAACAUCAAAAGAAUCUUGCGAAAGAUGAUCGAUAACUACAAGAAUUGGCACGAGCAGUUGCCUUAUGCUCUGUUGGGGUACAGAACAAAAACCCGAACAUCCACCGAGGCAACCCCAUACCUCCUUGUCUACAGUACAGAAGCGGUCAUACACGCAGAGGUGGAAAUUCCUUCACUCAGGAUCAUCCAAGAGGCAGAGCUAAAUAAUGCAAAAUGGGUCAGAAAUUGCUAUGAGCAACUGGCCAUGAUAGAUGAAAAGAGAAUGGUGGCAGUAUGCCAUGGACAGCUGUACAGAUAAAGGAUGUUUCGAGCCUUGAACAAGCAGGUUUGAGCCCGACUCUUCCAUAUUGGGCAACUCGUACUCAAGCGAAUCGCCCCCCACCAAGAAGAAUACAAAGGAAAACUCACGCCAAAUUGGAAAGGACCAUACAUGGUCAGAAAAGUACUAUCAGGAGGAGCCGUGGUCCUAGCCGAGAUGAUCGGACAAGAACGGCCUAAAGCUAUCAACACAAACGUGCUCAAGAGAUAUUAUGUUUAGGUUCUAUUUGCUUGCAAAAGGCAUUGAUAUUUCCUUGCAAUCGCAUUUCGUAAUAGAAUAGGAAAACAAACCAUCUAUUUAAUGAACUACGCAAUGACCUAACUUCCCCAUAUUGGGAUACGUAGGCAGUCCAUAUCGGGAUACGUAGGCAGUCCAUAUUGGACCCGGUCGCAUUACUAGUGAAAACCAAAAAUCUAAUUACUUUAA